AUGUUUCUUGAACUUCUUUCCUAUGUCGGUUUAGUUGUGGGAUUUGUAUUCCUUGUGUUAGCCAUUGCAUCAGGAUUAUACUAUAUAUCUGAAUUAGUUGAGGAACAUUCUGAACCUACUAAGCGAUUCUUAACGAGAUUGAUAUAUGUUAUAAGUGGGGUUUUAGUUUUGUUAUUAAUCUUUGAUAAGUUCCCUUUUAAAUUGACAGUGUUUUCAAUCUUCUCCUAUUAUGUUUAUUUGCAAAAUUUGCAAAAGUUCCCAUAUGUUCAAUUGACUUCUCCAAUUUUCCUAGCAUCAUGUAUACUAGUUGUAUUGAAUCAUUUCUUAUGGUUUGACCACUUCCACAACCCAUACAUUCCACCAUUGGAAAUCCGUUUGAAACCAGAUUACGAGCCACCACAUAUUCCGUCAUUUGUCGAGGUUUGCUCGUUCUUUGGAUUAUGUGUUUGGCUUGUUCCAUUUGCGUUGUUCGUAAGCUUGAGUGCUCAUGAUAAUUUAUUGCCGCAUCAUAUGGAAGCUCCAAAUUCAAAGGAUAAAAAGAAGAAUAAUGGUUUGGCAAAGGUUGUUGUUGCAAACUUAAGAGAAUAUGUUUAUUCAAUCAGUCGAAGAUUAGGUUAUGAAUUAGAUCCUAAUCAUGGUACAAUUGUAUAA
Debaryomyces hansenii CBS767 is the source of this 651-nucleotide messenger RNA. RefSeq lists its product as uncharacterized. Gene Ontology annotation, molecular function: COPII receptor activity. The transcript has a single exon. NCBI's taxonomy places the organism in Eukaryota, Fungi, Ascomycota, Pichiomycetes, Serinales, Debaryomycetaceae. Gene Ontology annotation, biological process: endoplasmic reticulum to Golgi vesicle-mediated transport. Bases 1 to 651 code for a protein of 216 amino acids. The record is from RefSeq and is a predicted model, not a curated record. Gene Ontology annotation, cellular component: Golgi membrane; endoplasmic reticulum membrane; COPII-coated ER to Golgi transport vesicle.